Molecule: messenger RNA, 1180 nt
Organism: Tarenaya hassleriana
Lineage: Eukaryota; Viridiplantae; Streptophyta; Magnoliopsida; Brassicales; Cleomaceae
Product: TIP41-like protein
Exons: 8
Coding region: 73-948 (291 amino acids)
Biological process (GO): TOR signaling
Cellular component (GO): cytosol
Source: RefSeq, a predicted model, not a curated record
UGUUGGGGAAGAAGGUGAAAGUCAAAUCGGAGGGAGGAAAUCACCAGCUGCUCAAAUUUUCCGGCGACAGCGAUGGAGGUCGAGAUGAACGAGGAGACGCUGAAAUCCGCCGGAGCAGAGCUUUUGCCCGAUGGACGCCGAGGUUUGCGCAUCCAUGGUUGGGAGAUCGAAUCUCUCCAUGGCUCGAUUCUCAACUCUCUCGCUCUUCAACAGUGGGAAGAAAAGCUUCAGACAUCUCAUUUACCCGAAAUGGUAUUUGGCGAUAAUGCCUUAGUCCUAAAACACUUAAGCAGCGAUACUAAGAUCCAUUUCAAUGCGUUCGAUGCUCUCAUGGGUUGGAAGCAGGAAGGGUUGCCUCCGGUUGAGGUUCCUGCGGCUGCACAAUGGAAAUUUCGGAGCAAGCCAUCUCAACAGGUGAUACUAGACUAUGAUUAUACUUUUACAACCCCGUACUGUGGAAGUGAAGUGAUUUCGAGAGACGAAGAAAAGCAGCAAGGAGCAGAUGCAGAUUUGGACAGGGAAACCAGUCUUCGAUGGGAGAACUGUGAAGAGCGGAUUGAUUUGGCUGCUCUCUCACUUAAAGAACAUAUUCUCUUCUAUGAUGAGGUAGUUUUGUACGAAGAUGAACUGGCUGAUAAUGGAGUGUCACUUCUCACGGUGAAAGUGAGAGUCAUGCCGAGUUCCUGGUUUCUUCUUUUACGAUUUUGGCUCAGAGUUGAUGGUGUUCUCAUGAGAUUAAGAGACACAAGAGUGUAUUGCGUGUUUGGCAAGGGCGAGACACCCACUGUUCUCCGAGAAAGCUGUUGGAGAGAAGCCACAAUUCAGUCUCUAUCCGCUAAAGGGUAUCCGAUGGAUUCAGCAGUGUAUAGUGACCCGAGCGGAAUCAGCCAGAGGCUUCCCGUGAUUAAGCAGACAACUCAGAAGCUGAAGAUCCCGCAGAAAUCGUAGACUCUUAUCAACUUCCAAGUCGCUCCACAAGAACAGCAAUGUGCUUAUAUGUGUUAAGUAUAAGCUUUCUUAGAGUCAUUGAAACUACUCCUUUCGUGGUUGUGUUUUGUCGUGAAAUUGAUUCUGUUGAUGGGCAUCUAGUGGAUGGUGUGUUUAUGUUCAGAUUCUACUGUAAUUUAAGGGAUAUGUAACAAGUUUAUUCAGCAAAAUCAAACCAAGCUUAGACUUUGUA